Molecule: messenger RNA, 1941 nt
Organism: Coprinopsis cinerea okayama7#130
Lineage: Eukaryota; Fungi; Basidiomycota; Agaricomycetes; Agaricales; Psathyrellaceae
Exons: 10
Coding region: 1-1941 (646 amino acids)
Source: RefSeq, a predicted model, not a curated record
AUGACCACUGCGUCGUCAACUUCGACGCCGAACAGCAACCUUCGCCGCUCCGGCCGUGCCCAUGUCCCGAGUAAGCGCCUUCAAGAGGCUCGGGGUGACUACAGCGACGACCACCACCACCAUCCAUCUAACGCCGAAGACUCCGACGCCUCUAUUCAAGAGGUGGCCAACAGCUCCCAGCCAGUCUCCUCGACACCGCCCGCCACUGAAGAGGACGCCAACGCAACUGUUCAGUGCUCUCACUUUGCUACUCGUUUUGAUAUCUACAACAAGACCAAUGAGGAAGUUCUAGCGGCGCAGAGGGCUACCUGGACGUCGUCGUGUUACGACCAUUUCAAGGCACCCACUAUCAAGGAGGAGGGAGGUGUCGUGUGGUAUCAAUUCGCCUGCAAGAGCCAUCCUAGCAUCGUCGUUCGGCGCUGUCGGACGGAUGAGAGCACGGGUAACCUCGUUUGCCACGUCAAAGGUUGCACCCCUGUUGACAACGCCGAGUCCCGGGCCAUCUCUGCCUUCGCCCAUGGCUCUGUAUACAACAAGCUUCGGCAUCGCGUCCAGAUUGCCAUUUGGAUUGCCAAGUCCCGCCGCCCCUUCUCCAUCAUUGAAGACCCCGACCUGAAUCAAAUCAUGAAAGACCUGAACUCGGCUGUUGAGAACCCAACUCGCAGGAUGGUAUCCCGCGACAUCCAACAGAUCUUCAAGAUCACACGGGACUCUGUCAAGGCGAAGCUGCAGGCCUAUCCAGGCAUGCUCCACAUUGCUGCGGAUGGCUGGACUUCCCCGAAUGUCAUCUCGUUCAUUGGUGCUACCAUUCACUACCUCGGCGAUGACUCCUCAAUCGUAUCAAACAUCCUCGACUUCAUCAAAUUGAAGGAAGCUCACACUGGGCAAUACCUUGCAUCCAAGCUAGCGAGCUGCCUCAACGAAUACGGAAUCACAGACAAGAUCUUGGCUUUCACAGGCGACAAUGUGUCGAACAACGACACGAUGUUGGAGGAACUCAAGCUCCUCAUCCCUGGGUUCCGUGGUGAGAAGGUUCAGGUGCGGUGCUUUGCACAUGUCCUCAAUCUCAUUGUCAAGGCUGUCCUUUCUGCCUUUGCCAAGACACUCAAGACCACGGAAGCCACCUCCCUCGGCGACCUCAACGACGACCUCGAUGACGACGACGACUCAGACGUUGAGUCAGUCAGUGACAACGACGACGGCGACAACGCUGUGGCUGAUGACUAUGAGGUCCCUCCUGGGCUGGAGGAGAGUGAUGCGACCCAGGUUCAAGAGAUUGCUGACGAAGCCGACUUAGAUGAGAGGUUGGCUCGCAUGAGCUCUGCCGACUCUCGACUGGCGCGUGACUCUAUCACAAAGUUGCGCAAGCUUGCUAUUAGAAUAUGUAAUAGUCCUACAAUAUCCAAAGACCUCAAGUCAUGCUGCGAACAAACCAACCUCCCCGCAAAAAAGAUGAUCAAGGACGUAGCCACCCGUUGGAACAGCACCGCCGAGUUGCUCCAGCGUGCCUUGGAGCUCUGCGCUGCCCUUGACCGUCUCACCAACAUGCCAGAGCACAACCGAGCCCGUGGUGCACGCUUGCAGCGCUUUAGGUUGUCGAGUGAUGAGUGGAAGGUGGUGAAUGAGUUAGCACCUCUCCUAGAUGGCAUGCUAUACGUUACGAAGGUUGUCUCUCAGAGCCGUGUACCUUUGGUACAGGAUGUCAUUCCUCUCAUCGACUCGUUGACAUCGUUGUUCGACGAGUACAUUGGUGAUGAGUCGCUCAUGCUCCCUGUCCGCCAUGCUGCCUUGCGGGGCCUCAAGAUGCUGAACAAAUACUACGCGAGGACCGACAAAUCAAUCAUCUACCAGCAUUGCCAUGAGGUUUGGAAGAGGGAGGAGGAGGUCAUGGCUACCUGGGCGAGAUCUGGUGCAUCUUUUGCAAUCUUGGGCGCGUUUUAA